AGCUAGCUAGGGGUUCACACACCGUUAAAUAGGAAAAGGGCUUUCCAAAAUCCAGGGGAUAGAAAUUAAACGAGCUUACGUUUAUUUCAGCUGCGCAUGUAUACACUGAAGUGAAAAAAGCGGUAUGCUAUUGUGAGAAAAAACUGGAAGAACGGGCUUCCGCUAGCCGCAGCAGCGCCAGUUAGCGUAAGAAGCUAUUUUUAAUAAGGCCGCCCCUUGUUUUGGCUUGUAUUUGAGUUAACUUUUCAAUUUUGCACCUACAACAUUUCGCGUUGAACGUCUUUGCUGGCUGAACGCACCCCUCGUUCAGAGCGCAAGCGGCGAGACUCAUUCGGGAUGUUUGAUGGCUACGACAGCUGCAGCGAGGAGUCCACCAGCAGCUCCAGCUCAGAAGACAGUGAGGAUGAGGUGGUGCCCGCAAUCCCUGCCAGCCUGCCCAUCAUCAAGAACAAUGGCCAAGUCUACACCUACCCUGAUGGAAAGGCUGGGAUGGCCACCUGUGAGAUGUGUGGGAUGGUCGGAGUACGAGAUGCUUUUUACUCGAAAACCAAGCGCUUCUGCAGCGUGUCCUGUUCCAGGAGUUAUUCCUCAAAUUCUAAAAAAGCUAGCAUCUUGGCAAGACUCCAGGGCAAGCCACCUACAAAAAAAGCAAAAGUCUUACAAAAACAGCCUCUCAUGGCAAAGUUGGCAGCUUACGCUCAGUACCAAGCAAGUCAACAAAACCAGGCCAAAUCAAAAGCUGUGGUCCCUCCAGAGAGCUUUGACUGGGGUCGGUAUAUCUUUAGCAAUAAUACGAUCGGAGCUCCAGUCAGCUGUUUCAAGCAUGCCCCUAUGGGCUUAUGCUGGGGAGACAUAGAAGAAGGAGUGAGGAUUGAAGUAACCAACUCUGAUACCAACCUCUCCACCAAGGUCUACUGGAUAGCAGAAAUCAUAAAGCUAGCAGGGUUCAAGGCUCUUCUGCGCUAUGAGGGCUUUGACAACGACACCAGUAAAGACUUCUGGUGUAAUCUCUGCAUCCCUGAGGUGCACCCAGUGGGUUGGUGCGCGUCUAGCGGCAAACCCCUUGUACCACCAAAAAGCAUACAGCAUAAGUACUCUAACUGGAAAGCCUUUCUUGUGAAGCGUCUCACUGGAGCUAAAACACUGCCACCUGACUUCAAUACCAAGGUACAUGAGAACCUGCAGUUCCCUUUUAAGAAGCUGAUGCGGGUAGAGGUGGUGGAUAAGAACUACCUGUGCCGGACACGGGUGGCGCUGGUGGAGCAGGUGAUCGGAGGACGCCUCAGGCUGGUGUACGAGGAGAGCCAGGACGGGUCAGAUGACUUCUGGUGCCACAUGUACAGCCCCCUCAUUCAUAAUAUCGGCUGGUCACGAAGCAUCGGUCACCGCUUCAAACGAUCAGAUUGUACAAAGAAAUCUGAGGGCCAAGUUGAUGCUCCUCCACAGCUCUUUCAGAAGGUGAAAGAUGUGGACCAGAGUGCAGAUUGGUUCAGAGAUGGGAUGAAGUUAGAAGCCAUUGAUCCCCUCAACCUCUCAGCUAUAUGUGUAGCCACUGUAAGAAAGGUGUUGGCAGAUGGGUACCUCAUGAUCGGGAUCGACGGCUCGGAGGCAGUGGAUGGAUCAGACUGGUUCUGCUACCACGGCACCUCUCCCUCCAUCUUCCCUGUCGGCUUCUGUGAAAUCAACAAAAUAGAACUCACACCCCCUAGAGGGUACACUAAACUGCCAUUUAAAUGGUUUGACUACCUCAGAGAAACCGGUUCAAUAGCGGCUCCUGUCAGGCUGUUCAGCAAGGAGAUUCCUAAUCAUGGUUUCCGGCAAGGCAUGAAGCUGGAAGCUGUUGAUCUGAUGGAGCCACGGCUGGUGUGUGUUGCCACGGUGACGAGGAUUGUGCACCGGCUACUGAGGAUCCACUUUGACGGCUGGGAGGACGAGUACGACCAGUGGGUGGACUGCGAAUCACCGGACCUCUACCCCGUGGGGUGGUGUCAGCUGACAGGCUACCAGCUUCAGCCCCCUGCUUCGCAGAGUAACAGAGAAAUGCCCCAGUCAGUGCCCAAGCAAAAGAAAAAGGCCCAACAGUACAAAGGCCAAAAGAAAAAGAGGAAGAUUCCGGUUGGUCGACGGCCCUUCAGUCAGGCAGGCAGGAGGAGGAGCAGCUUCUCAGGGGAUGAAGAGCAGAGCCCGCCCCCUUACCCUGCCCAGGGGCCGGCUCGGCCCCGGCCCCGAACCCACCUCCACCAAACCCACAAAUCAGAGUCUCUCCUGCGAAUGAAGGAGGAGACGGCCGAGGUGGAUGAGUUCACCUUCUCACAGGGCACUUCAGACCAGGAGAGCAACGGCUCAGGCAGCUACUACAUCAAACAGGAGCCUUGAGGUCCAACGGUGAGGAUGGAGCAGGAGGAACCUGGGAUAGGGCACACCUCUGGAAAACCACAGCAAGGAUAAGGAAUGUGGAGAGUCAAACUAGCCUCCGCUUACACUCAGACCAAUGCCAGUGGCUGCCUGUGGAGUCUGCACAGGAGACAGCGGUGAAGAGAAGGAGGGUUUCGCUUUCAUGCUCCAGACCUUGUAGCUGUGUGUGCACACAAACACUCACCUGUAUGACUGAGGGGUUGGAGCACCCAGAGUCGGGCCUGGGUCACAGAUGUUUGGGCAUUCUCUUUCUUACCACCUUUGGCUUUCUCUUCUCUCCUGUCUGAUCCAAGACCAGACAAGAGCAAUUUCAACAGACGGAAAACGAAACAACCCUUUUACCACCGAAAGGAAGGUCCUGGAACAUCAGCCCAUUCCUGCCUCUGCCAUAAUCUGGGCCGCACACAGAGACCUGUAGAAACUGUGAGAACCUUUUCUUGAGCCAGGUCUUUAGUUGUUGUUUUUUUUUUUUGUUUAGUUUUUUUUUUUUUUUUUUUUUGCUUUUUUUUUGCUUUGGUUUGUUUUCAGGUCAAAGAGUCAGCCACUGAACGGCAUGAGGAGAGAAGAGGGGCUGGCAGAAAGAGGAGCAGAGUUCUGUAUAUUUUGAUUAUUUUUUCUUCUGAACAAUUUUGCCAGGUGGACUUUUACUUUGUUAAUAGUACUUGAAGUUAUUCUUAUUUUUUUUUGUAAUGAUUUUGGGGUUGUUUUUGUCUUAAUGUGCUUAUUUACAUUUGCUUUACAUUUUUUGGUGGCUGUGCGAGAAUCGUAAUGUGCGUUGUUUCAUAAAGUGAUUAUAUUCAUAUAGUAUGUGAAGACCUAUUCAGAUAGAUCUACAGAGUAUAGCUAUUAAGAAUUGUGAUUCAAAGAGAGAUCUUAGUACAUGACAGUUCAGUGCUGCUUAGCAUUACUGGUAUUGUUUUUUGUUCUUCUUCUUUCAUUUGUUUAUUCCUAAAUUGGCCAGAAUAUUUCCACAGCUACAUUCAUUUCCGAUUCAGACAUUACAGAACCAAAAUCUCAUUUAAUCUCAGCAAUGUCGUUUCAUCGAACUCCCUCAAAGUAUUUUCAUCAUGGAUUCAUAUUUAAAUUCGGUUCGAUUCAUCGUUUAGAAAAUCAAAGAGGCGUUUUCAGUCCACCACCAGUGUUCAAUUUGCAUUUUCCUUUCAAGAAGCAGAGUCUGUCUUUGGCAUUUUAAAACUGCUCAUCCGUCGUCACGCUUGACUGUAGGUUUUCUUCUUAUUUAUUUCAAAUACUUAUUGUGUAAUUCCGACAUUGGAGCUGCCUAACCCCAUGAAAGGGCAGUUUGUUUCUCGAGGCAGCUGUUUAUUAUGUUUAUCUACAACCUCGUCUGUGUAGAGCAGACACCUUGUGCAGCUCUUUCAAAGUCCUCUUACCACAGAACUCCUCUCACAUUCCUUUGAGCUUUCACCAAUACUGUACAUCUUAACAUCGUGCAGCUAUAUGAGGUGGCUCUCUGCUUUCUUUCUUUUUUCUUUUUUUUUUUUUUGACGCAGUUGUAUGUGUAUAACCCAGAUAAGCUGUGGCCUUAACUGAACCUUUCCUACGCAAUCCAACUAUCAACCCUAAGCCCUCAGGUUGCUAUGGAUUACAUUAGCCAGAAUAAGCUUCAUCCAGAGAGCACAUAUCUAAUGAGAUAAUGUGGAGCUUUAGGGACCUAUCACAGUAACCUCAGAUGUCACAACACCAUUAAGAGUGGCUUAAUAGCUCCUGUAGGGCAAAUUGAACAGUGCUGACACGCCAAGGACAAGAAGCUUCCUGUGUAUCAAAGCAGAACAAUCAGACUCAUUAUUGUAAAUAUUUCAAGGUCUUCAAGGUGCUGUAAUGCUGAAAAGGAAUGAUGAUGCUCUGGAAAUGAAAACCUUUGCUAAUUUUUAAAAAGAAAAAAAAACGCAUUGUGUGACUAAGUGAGCAGCAGGGUAUGUUGCAAAACAGAGAAACCUUACUGGUAUGAUAGGGUGCACUAGGGUGAGCUGUUUCUCCCCCUGCCAGCCCUGCAGCAUGUUCUUUGAUCUUUACACUUUGCAUGUAGCUGUAAGGGCCAGGGAGCAACGUCAGUCAUAUCGAAAGCAGACAACACGGCCUACCAACGUUGGCCCCAUAUAUCAUUCAAACCACACCUCAUGUUCAGAUGUCAUGGAUGCAGAGCUUCCGUACUGUCAAGGGUCGCACUACAACAGUGGUUCAGAUAUAGGUGUGUCUGCUGUAUUUAUAUCCAGAGGAGGACAAAUACUUACACAUUUUAUUUAUGUCUCCAGUGUGCCACCAGAUUAAAUCUCAAUUUAUGCAGUUUUCAAUUAUCAUCAAAAAGCAGUUUUCAAAUGAUGCAUCAAAAACCUAUAUAAAAAAUAUACAUAUAAUUGUAACAUUAACAAAUAACUAAUUGGAAUAGUAUUGAGUUCUAUUUAAUUAGAAAGCUGACAUGUAGGUACAACAUGUCUUUAAAUGAAUGCCAUAAAAUAAAAAUUCAGUAUAAAAUCUUUUAAAGAUCAUUUUGCAAUUCUAAAAUGAAGCACUUAUACGUUCUGAUUCAUUAAUAUGAAUCAGAACAUAUGCAUAUAAUGGAAGAAAAUAAUCAAUUAUGAAUAUAUAUAUAUAUAUAUAUAUAUACAUAUAUACAUAUAUAUAUAUAGUUUUUGAUGCAUCAUUUAAAUCCAGUUAAUGCAUUUUUUGUUAAAUGUACUAAUAGAAUAUAAAUAACUAGUGUGCAGGUGGCACACUUAGGACUCCAUACGGUCAGCAUUUGUAGCAUCAAACUUUGGCUUCUGUCACGUUAAGAAAAGCAGGAGACUUGGUUAAAUGAUCUCAUAAUCAAGCAGUUCUGUUGUCCAGAAAAAACAAAAAAACAUUUUAUUUGGAUAAUAUGCAAAAAUGAAUCUUAUUUUUUGCUUAAGUUGUUCUUAUGUCAGAGCCAUAUGUAUGCAAGCUAAUUUAUAAUUCACCUGAGCCACUCAAUGACAGGUUUGCUGUUAAUGAAACAAAAAAUAUCAAUGCACUGCUUUUUCAAUAGUCUCUGAGGGCAGCAUUUAUAGAAGACGACAGGAUCUAAAAGAGGCAUAAAGACAUAUAUUCUAGAUAUAUUAACAUACGUGUGUAUAUAUAUAUAUACAUAUAUAUAUAUAUAUAUAGAAGACUAAUGGUAUAGAGUAAGCAAUCCUCAUUAGUCAGAAAUGGGUAAGACUCCAUGGACUCAGACUCCUCCUUUCAUUCUCCUUAGAGCUAGAUUUUUGCAGCUGUUUUCUACUACCUCCUGAUGCUAGCCACGUUUAGCUGACUAAGAGUGUGAAAUAGACUAUGGCAGUGUAUUAGCAUAUGCAAGUAAAUAUUGAAUAGUAGAAACAACGAUCCACUUGAAGACUAGACACCAAACAUGGAAGAAUUUUAUCACAGCACACGAGGUAGUCUUCUAAUUUGAAUGUUAUGCAAUAAUAAGAAUAGAUCCCACAUUAUUUUGCUAUAUUAAAUGAAAUGUAUAGCACCCGCCAAUGUCAUGAUCACUACAUUAAUAUAAUUAAUAUGAGAUAAUUUAACAAAAUAAUAUUGUAUAACUGUGAUUUUGUGAGCGAGGGUUCAUAUAGAGGAAUUACUGUAUGGCUAAAGGCUGUAACGAAAUGCAGAGCAGAUUUAAACCUCUCAGUGACGGUAAAAGAUCCAUAAUUUCUCUUUCUACCAGUAAGGUUCAUGAUUCAAAUCUCAGGAAGUUUGUGUUUCUGUUUGUUUUUUUGGUUAUAAAAGUUGCAAUUACAGGUCUGAAUCAGCUGGCUUUUAAAUGUGCAUUCAUUUUACGGGAGCAAAAGAGUGCUGCGAUAAUUACAAUUUAUAAUCAGUCAUUUUCACGUUUGUCAAAUUCACUCAAAGAUUUUCUUUUUCUUUUUUUUUUGAGCAAUUUAAGUGUAUAUUUGGAGAGUGUUUUUUAAUUUUCCAUUUGAAUUUGGCAUUUAAUAUAAGCAGUUUUGCCAUCCCUGGUAACACAGAUUCAUUGUACGUUUCUAAAUCUAAAAUCACAGAAAUCCAAAGACAUGGAUUUAAGUUUUUAUUGAUCAGCACUAAGCAUUCAGUAAAAUUUAUACAGGAAUUUAGUUGCUUAUAAAUUGUAAUUAUUGCGGCACUUCAGUGCUUCCAUACAUUCAAACAACAAAGGUCUUAUUUCACCUUUUAAUGUAUCUCUCCACUUUGUGUUGCUCUUUAAUCUGUCUUCAUGUCUAGUAUUCCAGGGCGAGUGAUGAUACAAAAUAACACACAGAUCGUGCUUUUUGUAGCUUCCAGUUUUCCUUUGAUUUGUUAACGGGGUGCGAGAUUGUUUUUUUUCCUACCAGUUUCCUUUUGAAUCGGUCUCUCGGAUAGAUUGGACAACAAGCUUGGCUGAAACAGUAAGCCUCUAAAUGAGCAAUAAAAUGUUAGUGUGUCACAAUCAUUUUGAAGCAGACAGGUUUCAUGUUAGGGUCUUUUAUAGGGGACUAUUUUCCUCCGCUGUUGGAGGAAAGGAAGACACAUUAAAUUCUUCUAAUUGCAUUAAUAUCUUAGUACAAAAUGAAAGACUGUUCUAUGGACUAACUGCUGCUACCAACCUUUUGAUUAACCCAAGAUAAUCAAAGGCACAAUCAACACUGUUUUGGAUAUUCAGUUUCUCACUUGUCCUUGUAGAUAUUAAAACUUUCUUCUUUCAUCUUGGUCCCCAAGCUCCAUGAGAUGGAAACAAUGAGUCAAAUGCAUGGAACACUUUGUGCUUAGCUUUUUUCGGUUUGUGUUUUCCCCUUUCUACUGUUAUCAGGAAUGUAUGGAAGACCAUUUAUGCCAGGAAAGAAGGAACAAUGCAUUACAUAUUAAACAAGAUCACAGUUAAAUUUUGAGAUGCGAAGUAAAUAAUUUGAAUUUGCCAAGGUAAAAUUGUAAUAAUGUUAAAUGUAAUUUACAGACUUAGAUAUCAGAGUUGUGGACAUAGACUAAUUAAAAUUUUUGGCUCAAAUCUUUGCAUAGUACAAAAACUAAUGUUGUAUACAAUUUCACCUUUGUUGACUUGAUACACUCACUUCAAAUAGGUUCAAUUUGUGGUGUGUGUAAUUUUAAAUUAAAUUUGUGCUCACUGGUUUUUAAUUUUGGUUUUCGUCUGAUGUAGUAACCUCACAGUUUUGACUGUCCUAUAUAAUAAUUUUUACUUGUAAGCCAAAAUUGAAAGAAAAAAAAAAGGACUGCAUUCAUUGGACUUACUUUAUAUAUACUCAGUUGAUUUGUUUAAUUCUUUUCUGGCACCGGUGGGUUUCCAUAGUUGACUCAUUUGUGGCUGCAGAGGUCUUCUUUCACCUGUAUUUGUGCAAGAUGUGUGUAGUGGUGAGAGGUGGGCUGGAGUUGUUUUUUUUUUUUUUUUUAAUAUUUCUCCUUGGAUACUAACACGGGUCUUUUGUCUCCCCCUUUCCCAUUAUAUGAAACCAUUAUAUUGUGGUGCUAUAUAUAUAUAUAUAUAUUUGAUAAAAAUGACUUAAUGUAUUGGGAUUACUAUUGUCUGAAAAUAAUUGUGAGAGGGUUAUGGUGCAAAAUUUAUUUUGGAUACAAAUGAAAAAAAAACUGUUAAUUAAUAAAUCCUAUUGAUAUAACGCUGACCCUUGAGGUACAUCAUUAGAUUACAGUUUAAAGUUUGUACAUCCUUUUGAUAGUGUAUAUCAGUUUCCUUUCAUAUGGUAAAUUUGUGCUGUGAUCAAGCUUUGAUAGACUUUGUAAAUAAAGCCAAAUGUUUGGAUCAUCA
Molecule: messenger RNA, 8170 nt
Organism: Mugil cephalus (flathead mullet)
Lineage: Eukaryota; Metazoa; Chordata; Actinopteri; Mugiliformes; Mugilidae
Gene: mbtd1
Product: mbt domain containing 1
Exons: 17
Coding region: 337-2376 (679 amino acids)
Biological process (GO): regulation of DNA-templated transcription
Cellular component (GO): nucleus
Molecular function (GO): zinc ion binding
Source: RefSeq, a predicted model, not a curated record